Molecule: messenger RNA, 393 nt
Organism: Cooperia oncophora
Lineage: Eukaryota; Metazoa; Nematoda; Chromadorea; Rhabditida; Trichostrongylidae
Source: the annotation of a GenBank genome assembly
AUGGACAGCCAGGACAGCCAGGACCUCCAGGAGAUGCUGGAGCACCAGGAAACCCAGGAGGCGAUGGACAACCUGGACAGCCCGGACAGAGCGGCACCACCUCUACCAACACUCCCGGAGGACCUGGACCUGCUGGACCACCUGGAGCUCCCGGAAAUGCAGGACGACCCGGACAGCAGGAGGUAACGGAAACGAUGGACCACCCGGACCACCAGGACAGCCAGGAGCACCAGGACAGCCUGGAAACGACGGUCGUCCAGGAAACCCAGGAGGCACAGCUCCUCCCAGGGGCGAUGCCGCCUACUGCCCAUGCCCACCUCGCUCAGCUGCGUUCGUGUCUCGUCGUCGCGUUAUCAAGAAGCACUAAGCGAUUCAAGAACACCGUAUCCGACU